Messenger RNA from Carassius carassius (crucian carp), 1660 nucleotides. Its product is annotated as ras-related protein Rab-25-like. The transcript is spliced from 5 exons. Gene Ontology annotation, cellular component: recycling endosome. Gene Ontology annotation, molecular function: GTP binding; GTPase activity. The record is from RefSeq and is a predicted model, not a curated record. Gene Ontology annotation, biological process: exocytosis. Lineage: Eukaryota; Metazoa; Chordata; Actinopteri; Cypriniformes; Cyprinidae. The coding region runs from base 94 to 729 and encodes 211 amino acids.
CAUAUUCUUAGGCUUCCUUGGAAUUGGUUGAGAUUUUGACUCAUGCAGCACUAAUAUAGAUUAGUCAAGGAAGAUCUGCUUAGGAUAUACACUAUGGGGUCUGAUGAGGCCUACAACUUUGUUUUCAAAGUGGUUCUUAUUGGGGAAUCUGGCGUUGGCAAGAGCAACUUGCUGUCACGAUUCACCAAGAAUGAAUUUAAUCUUGACAGCCGGACAACCAUCGGAGUGGAGUUCAGCACCAGAACUGUGCAGCUAAACGAUCUCACCAUCAAAGCUCAGAUCUGGGACACUGCGGGACUGGAGCGGUACCGGGCCAUCACUUCUGCAUAUUAUCGAGGAGCGGUUGGAGCUUUACUGGUCUAUGACAUUUCAAAGCACUUGACGUAUGAAAGUAUAGAGCGCUGGCUGAAGGAGCUCUAUGAUCACGCAGAUCCUCAUAUCGUAGUGAUGCUUGUGGGAAACAAAACGGACCUGGCAGCAGUACGAACUGUUCCAGCAGAGGACGCAAAGGACUUUGCAGAAAAGAAUGAUCUCCUGUUCAUGGAAACCUCUGCUUUGGAGUCAGUAAACGUUGAGGCGGCGUUCAACACUGUGCUUACAGAAAUCCAUAAAAAGGUGAGCAGCAAAGAAGUGACCCGAGGCUCUAUCAAUGCUGUGACAUUAUCCCAGCCUAAAGCUCCAGCAGAAGAUGGACAGGAGGAAAAGAAGACCUGCUGUAAGAACCUGUGAAAGAACAUAUUGCAUAGAGGAGUUCAGCAUGAACAGUAGAGUUAUCAUAAAGAAAGAAUGAGUAUGAUAAAAAAAAAACCCAAAGGAAAUCCAUUUCAUUGACUGACAGCCAUAUUUGUAUUGUUAAAUAUUAUGUAACAAUUAAAAGGCAUUUUAAUGUUUUUCAGGUUUGACAAGGAUUAAUGUCAGUUUUAAUUAAUUUAAAUGUUAAAUGUUCCCUCUCAGUACGAGAUUUUUGUUUGUAUUAUUUAUGAAAUGUCAUGCCAAACCUUUCUCUCUCUCUCUUUUUUUUUUACUUACAUUUAUUCACUUAACAAAAUGUUUUGUCCAAAGAGACUUACAAAUAAGAAAUACAGCAAGCUUUUCAUCUUACUCAAGUUAUUGAGAUCAAUAGAUGCUGGACACAUAACCUUAUCACUUUAAUUAGCAUAAGAUGGAGGACAGAACUUUUAUUUUAUUUUAUUUACAUGCUCAUCCAGACUGUUAAGUUUUUAAUUUGAUGUAUUUAACAUGCCUAAUGAAGAUAACUGAAAACACACACACGGUAAAGAAAAAAAAGUAUUUUUAUUAUUUAAGACUGAUCAGCACUAGUUUAAUAUUUUGUGCUAUUAAAAUCUAUAUGUAAAAGAUUUAUAAGCAAAGUGUUGAUUUGUAUCUUCACAAAUGAAUGCUGAUGCUGCAUGUAUUAGGGUAAAGUGGGGGGAAACACCUCCCUACUCUUUCUCCCAAAAUAACCACUAGAUAAGUCAAGAUACAUUUAUGUUGUAAAUAUGGGCUUCUGGACACAUUUAACUUCUGUUUCACAAAGAAAAAUUUCACAGCUUUCCCCCCGCUCUGCCCUAUCAGUUGCUGCUGUUAAGACAAUAAAAAUAAAAAUAUAGAGAGCAUGUCAUUUUCCAUAAAGAAUUAAAGCAGAACUAUGUAUGAAAAA